AUGGCAAUGAAAAACUGCAGUGCUAUCAGUGAGUUUAUUCUUCUUGGACUGUCGGCUGACCCCUACAUUGAGGCCAUACUCUUCGUGUUGUUCCUUCUGAUUUACUUCCUUACUCUGACUGGGAACUCCUUAAUGCUUCUGGUGCUCUCAGCUGAUCCUCACCUGCACACACCCAUGUACUUCUUCUUAAAACAACUGUCCUUCCUCGACCUCUGCCACUCGUCUGUCACAGCGCCCAAGAUGCUGGAGAAUCUUCUUCCUGAAAGCAAAACCAUCUCUGUAGAGAGCUGUUUGGCUCAGGCCUUCUUUGUAUUUGCCACUGGCGGCACAGAGGCCUGUCUGCUGGCUGCGAUGGCCUAUGACCGCUAUAUUGCCAUCAGCUUCCCUCUGCUCUAUGGCCGGGUGAUGAAUAACCAGCUCUGUGUUGGGCUGGUAUGGGUCUCCUGGGGCCUGGCCUUUGCUGAUGCUCUCCUCAAUAUCCUCCCGGCUGUGAAUUUAGACUUUUGUGAGGACAAAACUAUUCCCCACUUCAGCUGUGAGCUGUCUUCUCUCUUUCCUCUGUCUUGCUCUGAUACCUCCACCAACUUUACACUCCUGCUCUGUUCUUCUGUCUUUCAUUUCUUUGGAACCCUUGUUUUGAUUGUGUCUUCUUAUGUCCGUAUUGCCUCUACCGUCAUGAGGGUCAGCUCCACCAUGGGCAGAAGCAAGGCCUUCUCUACCUGCUCCUCCCACCUCACCACAGUGAUCUUGUUCUACGUCUCAGGUUUCAUCAGCUAUCUCUUACCAACUUCAGGUUCCCCUCUGGAGAUGAUCUUCUCCUUGCAGUACAGUCUGAUCACUCCCAUGCUGAAUCCCCUCAUCUACAGCCUGAAGAACAAGGAGGUGAAGGCAGCUGUGGGAAGAAUGCUCAGAAAAUAUUUUUAUUCGCUCAUGUAA
Molecule: messenger RNA, 936 nt
Organism: Chinchilla lanigera (long-tailed chinchilla)
Lineage: Eukaryota; Metazoa; Chordata; Mammalia; Rodentia; Chinchillidae
Product: olfactory receptor 8S1-like
Exons: 1
Coding region: 1-936 (311 amino acids)
Biological process (GO): G protein-coupled receptor signaling pathway
Cellular component (GO): membrane
Molecular function (GO): G protein-coupled receptor activity; olfactory receptor activity
Source: RefSeq, a predicted model, not a curated record